CUUAUUCUUUGUCUGAAAUGGCUGCUAGCUGCAGGCUUGCUUAAUUUUGGCUGCAUCUGUUCUGUUCGAAAACAGGAGACUGCCAAUAGCCACCGUAAGUGAAAAAGCUGAAAGAGUUUGAAGAUUGCACAGACUGGAAAACAACUUCCAAGGUGAAAUUAAAUGACUUGAAAAUGGAUUCAUCUUCUCAUGGGUUCCCAGUGACCGUUUUAGAACAAACUGCCUCACAGCUAGGAUGCAAUCCAGCAGAUCAGAAACUUGCUUUGCACUUAGAUGAAGAAGAUGAGCUGAAACACCUCCGUGAAUGUUUCCAUAUUCCAAAAGUCAAGGAUCUACCUCCAACCGACUCAACUUUAGUGAAUGAAAAUGAAAGCUGCAUAUACUUUGCUGGGAAUUCUCUUGGACUUCAGCCAAAAAAAGUUAAAGCUUACCUGGAUGAAGAGUUGGAUAUGUGGGCUAAAAGAGGUGUACAUGGUCAUUUCAAUGGUAAGCGCCCAUGGGCUUUAGGAGAUGAGUGCAUCGUGGAGCUUAUGGCUGAUAUUGUGGGUGCUCGAAAGGAAGAAGUAGCCUUAAUGAAUGGCCUGACUGUUAAUCUGCAUCUCCAGAUGUUAUCUUUUUUUAGCCCUACUCCAAGUCGUUACAAAAUUCUUCUAGAAGCCAAAGCCUUUCCCUCCGACCAUUAUGCUGUUGAGUCUCAGCUUCAGCUUCAUGGACUUGAUGUGGAGAAAUGCAUGCUCAUGAUACAGCCACGCAAGGGGGAGGAGACCUUGAGAAUUGAAGAUAUCCUUGACAUAAUUGAGAAGGAAGGGGACUCUGUUGCUGUAAUUUUGCUGAGUGGAGUGCAGUACUACACAGGACAGCUGUUUGACAUCCCUAGAAUAACAAAGGCUGGCCAAGAAAAGGGUUGCUAUGUUGGCUUUGACCUGGCUCAUGCUGCUGGUAAUAUAGAACUGCAUUUACAUGACUGGGGAGUAGAUUUUGCCUGCUGGUGUUCCUACAAGUAUUUAAAUUCUGGAGCUGGGGGCCUGGCUGGUGCCUACAUUCAUGAGAAACAUUCCCAGACUAUAAAACCAGCGCUAAUAGGCUGGUGGGGUCAUGAAUUCAAAACUAGAUUUCUCAUGGAAAACAAAUUGCAACUAAGUCCUGGAAUCAAUGGAUUUCGGUUAUCAAAUCCUCCAAUUUUAUUGGUUUGUGCACUGCAUGCUAGUUUAGAGGUCUUUGGUCAAACUACAAUGAAAGCACUGAGAAGGAAAUCCAUUCUGCUAACGGGUUACUUGGAGUAUCUGAUAAAGCAUUACUACAGUGAGGAUAAAGCAAAUCCAGAGAAACCCUUUGUAAAAAUAAUCACACCACCUCAGAUUGAGGAAAGAGGAUGCCAGCUCACACUAGUUUUUUCUGGUCCAAUCAAAUCUGUAUUUAAAGAACUGGAAAAAAGAGGAAUAGCUUGCGACAUGCGAGAACCAAAUGCUCUUCGUGUUGCCCCAGUUCCUCUCUACAAUUCUUUCCAUGAUGUACACAGAUUUAUUGGAAUCCUGGGAUCUGCAAUUACAUCUGCAAAACAGGCAGCAAACAAUGCUGCACUAUCCUGAUCUUAUUGAUGGCUCAGCUGUAUCUUUUAAUCUAUUUCUGACUAAGAUGCAUUUAUUCUUCUGAGCAAUUCUGUCCUUCUAGUAGACUAGGCUAUAUUCACUGCAAUUUGCAACAACAACAAAAAAAGGGGCGGGGGUGAUUGAAUAGUUAUUUACAACAGACUGUACUUUUUAUUAAAGCUAAUAUUUCCUCUUU
Messenger RNA from Terrapene triunguis (Three-toed box turtle), 1785 nucleotides. RefSeq names its product kynureninase (gene KYNU). Lineage: Eukaryota; Metazoa; Chordata; Testudines; Emydidae. The coding region runs from base 174 to 1589 and encodes 471 amino acids. The record is from RefSeq and is a predicted model, not a curated record. Gene Ontology annotation, cellular component: cytoplasm. Gene Ontology annotation, biological process: NAD+ biosynthetic process. The transcript is spliced from 16 exons. Gene Ontology annotation, molecular function: pyridoxal phosphate binding; kynureninase activity.